CGAAGAAGAAGACCGCCACCGGGCCCGCCGCCGGAGGCGUCGCGAAGAAGAAGAAAGCAGCCCCCGCGAAGGCCAAGAAACCGGUCGACAGCGCGAAGAAGCCCGAGCCCGAACCGAAAGAUGAGAUGAAGCGCGUCGCGUUCGACGUGAAGACGCUGCUUCGCCAGUACGCGAAUCUCCAAUACACGUUCAACGCGCUCAUGGACCGCUAACGAUCGCUUCAAGAAAUAGACCCGGAGGAGUACGCGGACCAACCGGAAAUGAUGGUGAACGGCGUCGACAUGGCGGAAGACAUCACGGUCAUUGACGGGGGGACGGCGCCGUUCGCGAUCGACUCGGACUGCAUGCUCUUUUUCUGGCUCGUCAGUAGGCUAUCUUCGGCGUGCGACAGCGGGACCAUCGCCGGCGACGCGCAAAGGCUCGAGGCGGUGUUGACCGGCGCGCUCGAGGACAUCAAGAACACGACCGCAGCGUGGACGAGGAAGCGGUUCGAGCUCAUGACCGGGCUCCUCCUCGCGAUCGUGACGGGCCCGAAUCACGCGCUCGACGGGUUCAUCGACCGCGGGUUCGAAGCGCCGAAAUUUUUCCGAGACCUCGCGACCGCGUGGCGACAGCUGUUGAACCCGAACGGUCGCGCGGGGACGGACGGACCGAAGAGGCUGAAAGAGGACGGCGUGACCCCGGACAUGAUGUGAUACGCGAAAGAAGACCUCAAAAAUCUGAAAGAGUACCUCGAGUCGGGGAACGCAGGCGGCGUCUCGAUGUUCGGAGGCGGGCCGCAGAAGAUCAAGUUCGCCUGUGACCCGGCGGCCCGGUGACUUCCUUCAUCAUCACGGGAAAUGAACCUAAACGAAAGCG
Molecule: messenger RNA, 858 nt
Organism: Micromonas pusilla CCMP1545
Lineage: Eukaryota; Viridiplantae; Chlorophyta; Mamiellophyceae; Mamiellales; Mamiellaceae
Exons: 1
Coding region: 261-695 (144 amino acids)
Source: RefSeq, a predicted model, not a curated record